Molecule: messenger RNA, 1205 nt
Organism: Pantherophis guttatus
Lineage: Eukaryota; Metazoa; Chordata; Lepidosauria; Squamata; Colubridae
Gene: SHISAL2A
Product: shisa like 2A
Source: RefSeq, a predicted model, not a curated record
UCCUCUUUCGGAGAGAGCCAGCUGGCGGAGGUGAAAGCAAAGCCGUCAGAGCACCGGUCGUCGAGGCGAUUUCUCCGCUGCUUCGGCUCUGGCUUCGCUUCCAGCCGUUUCUCGUCUCCGAAAAGUCUAGCCAAGCAUCGAAGAACUCCGUACGAGCCUCGGUGACUCCCGGGCGGGCAGCGCACCAUGAGCGCCGAUUGCAGCAGCUACGUGAACGCCGAUAAAGUCCUGGUGGGCUCCUUCAGCUGUCCGCGGGAAGACGGCGAGGCUGACGCGAUCUAUUGCUGCGGCUUCCAGGAUAUCAAGUAUUGUUGCGACGACCCUAACAGCUUUUUCCCUUACGAGCACAACUACAUGUGGUGGCUCAGUAUUGGAGCACUUAUUGGCUUGUCGGUUGCAGCAAUGGUCUUGCUGGCUUUUCUCAUCACUGUGUGUGUCCUCUGUUACCUGUUUAUCAGCAAGAAGCCACGCAACAAAUUGGAUACAGGCUUAACCUUGAGCUUAGAAGCAGCAGGCACAGAAGUUAGAAGAAAUUCUUCAAGUUGAAAGAAGAUAUAUGAAACAGGUUCAACUGAGUUCUGCAAGCAGUUAGCAAAGAAGUGCAUUUGUCCAAAGGCACCAGCAAAGUAUUCCAGAAAUGAAGGCAUUCUCUAACUUCAGACUAGACUGUGAGAAUUCAAUGCAAAAAGAGUGCCAGCAUAUGUAUGCCCGUGUGUAUGUGUUUGUGUACUCUCUUCUUGUUUUCUUGCCAUGCUAAUUGUUAUUUAUGCUCAGAGCCAACCUGAAUGUAUGACAUAUUUAUCACUAUUAAUUUAGAAUUUUAGGCCCUAAUCCUGUAAUCCUGAAAAGGCCUAUAUAUUGUCUUAUAUAGGUAAAGCUAGAAUCUUAACCAUUUUUAAUAUUCUGGCAGUGGCUUUAAAUAAGUAGUAAAAAGAAUACUAAACAAAAUUAUACUGUACAUGUCAUUACUUCUGGAUCAAAAUGUGAUGGUGGUUCUUGGAUUUGUAUAUUCUGUUGUAAAAAGCUUCAGAUUGUUCUCUCACAGUUCCAAUUCUUUGUAAUAAGCAAGCCUAGGUAAAACUAGUUGGGGGCCAUUAAAGUAGGCAACCUGUGAAGAUUCCUGCCAAUAACGCUUCAGUGAUAAUUUAUAUUAUUAGACCAUCAAAUUAGAAUGUUAAUCAGAUUUGACUCUUAUCUACAGAUUU